Molecule: messenger RNA, 5646 nt
Organism: Drosophila nasuta
Lineage: Eukaryota; Metazoa; Arthropoda; Insecta; Diptera; Drosophilidae
Gene: Nlg2
Product: Neuroligin 2
Exons: 13
Coding region: 1087-4887 (1266 amino acids)
Source: RefSeq, a predicted model, not a curated record
UCAGAUCCAGAGCGAACGCGCACGCAGACGGACACGGCGCACGGAUAAAAUCAGAAAGAAAAAGCCAUAAAAUAACGGCACACAAAAGCAGCCAAAAGGCGCAGCAUUUAACAUUUUUAUGGCUGUGGUAACUUUUGCAACAAUUACAUUUGCCACAAAACAACGUGUCACAACAACGUGUGAGUGAGCUUCAAAUAAUAAAGAAAAACAACAACAAAAAAAAAAGAAAUUAACUGCUAAGCACAAACGUGGCAAGCGGCUCAAUUAUCUAGUAACUAGACACUAAAAAUAUAACAAAAAGAAGAACGAAGCAUCCCAUGAACAAAGUGUGAGAAGGUGUGAAGAGUCACGACCGCGAACAAUUUGUUGAAUACUACGUCGCGUUCCUCUAAAAGUAACCGAAAGCAAAAGUGAAUAAGAAAAUCACUUCUACUUCUUCUAUUCGCUAGAGUGUGUGCGUGUGCGAGUCUGUGUAUGUGUGCGUGUGCGUGUGUAACUACUUAAUACUAAUGCAAAUAAUUUCAAUAUACACACGCGCCUAGAAAAAAGCAUCAAGCACGCCAAGCAGUGUGGCCAACUAAACUAGAGUGGAAAAAACCACAGAAAAAGAGCCAAGCUCAGCAACAUUGGCGGCGCAAAAGUUAAAAAGGACAAAGACGAUUAAGCAGCUUUGCUCGACGUGGCGAAGCGGGAGGCAGCGGCAGCACAAGCAGAAGCAGCAUCAGCGUCGGCGUCAGCGUCAACGUCACAACAAGAAUAAGCUCGAAAGCAGCAGCAGAAGGACUAGUGGCUCAACAAGGAUUCGGGAGGCAGCUGCGUGUUUAGUGUAGAAUAUUUGAAAUCAAAGCGAAAGGGUAUGAGCGUGUCGGUGCGGCUGCAACUCAAACAGAAGCUCAACAUGCGCACAACGGCGGUCAAAAUGAAGAAUCUGCCGCAAAUCAAAUCAAGCAGUGCCAAAGCAACUAUCAAAGCCACAGCCACAGCGAAAGCCAAAGUCAGAGCCCAAAGAAGAGCCAGAACCAAAAACAAACUCAAACCCAAUUGACAGUAAGGAAAGCGGCAAGUGGCAGCCGAACGAGGAUUAGAAUGAAGUUGAGCAUGAAAGGAGAAGAAGGAGGAACAAACAGCAACAGCAACAGCUACAGCAGCAUAAAAGAAACUAAGCUAAUUCAAUCGCGUUUUCUAAGUAUUUAUUGUUACAUUCUUGUCGCUGCCUUGAUGAGCUACAUUCGCGCAAUUUGUGCCACCAUGAUGACGACAAGCUACAAGCACAACGACAACCACAACCAAAGCCAAAGCCACAACCAAACCCGCAAUCAUACCCAAAGGAGUCGCAGCAGCAGCUCUGCAUCGUACUUAGCCAGCCUGCAACUUCGCCCAGGAAUUUGCAUUAUAAGACUGAUAACAUUAAAGAGAUUUCUAAACAUUUUGGCCAUGCCAACACACAAUCAACCACAGCAGCAGCAACAGCAACAACAGCUGGUGGAACAACAACGACUGAAGCUGGAGCAAUCAGCGUCUGGGCAGCGCUAUUUAUGGCACUCGCUGGGCGCCACCGCCACCGCCUCCACUUCCACCUCCACCUCCUCAUCGGUGUCGUCCUCCACAGUAUCUGGCUCGUGUCGUGGCGCCACGUGGCUGCUACUGCUGCUGUUGCUAUCCUCGCUAUGGCCGGACUGCGAGUGCCUCCAUGGCGCCAAAUUGAGCAACAGCACCGUCAAGACCAAGUAUGGCUUGCUGCGCGGCAUUGUGGUCCGCACCACGCCCCUGGUCGAGGCAUUCCUUGGCAUACCAUAUGCAUCGCCGCCCGUGGGCAGUCUCAGAUUUAUGCCACCCAUAACGCCAUCGACGUGGAAAACGGCCCGCAAUGCGGAUCGAUUCUCGCCCGUUUGCCCACAGAAUGUGCCCAUACCGCCCAAUGGACCCGAGGCUCUCCUCGAGGUGCCCCGCGCCCGUCUCGCCCAGCUGCGACGACUGCUACCGCUGCUGAAGAACCAAUCGGAAGACUGCUUAUAUCUAAAUAUCUAUGUGCCCUACCAGCUGCAGCGCCAAAGACGGGAAAAUGGCCAGGACAACGAGAGCGCCAGUUCAACUUCGAGUUCCAGUUCCAGCUCGGGCAGCAUCAAUGCAGACAACAUGCUCUCCACAGUGGUCUUUAUACAUGGUGAAUCGUACGACUGGAACUCGGGCAAUCCAUACGAUGGCUCUGAACUUGCCGGCCAUGGCAAUGUCAUCGUUGUGACAAUCAAUUUCCGUUUGGGCAUCUUUGGCUUCCUCAAGACCGGCGGCAAGGAGAGCGCCCAGGGCAACUUUGGUCUCAUGGAUCUCGUUGCCGGCCUUCACUGGCUCAAGGAGAAUCUGCCUGCCUUCGGUGGCAACCCUCAGAGCAUCACCUUGCUGGGUUAUGGCACUGGCGCUGUGUUGGCCAACAUUCUAGCCGUGUCGCCUGUUGCUAGUGAUCUCAUGCAGCGCACUGUGCUCAUCAGCGGCACAGCUCUUUCACCUUGGGCUAUACAGAAGAAUCCGCUGUUUGUUAAGCGACGCGUUGCAGAGCAAACUGGCUGCCAUGGCGACAUGUUAUAUGAUGAUCUGGCUCCUUGUCUGCGCACCAAAAGCGUAACCGAACUCCUGGCCGUUAAGAUCGACCAUCCACGCUUCCUAGUUGGCUUUGCGCCCUUUGUAGACGGCACUGUGAUAUCGCCCAACACCGAUGCCAUGUCCAGCACUGCGUUGCCUCUGGGUUCAGCUAUAGUUAGCACUUCAGGAAUUGAAUAUGCCAACUUUCCUAAACGUGAUCUCAUCUUCUGUCUAACAUCUGUAGAGUCCUAUUUGGACUUAAGUGCUCAGGAUCUGGAGUUUGGCUUCAAUGAGACGCGAAGGGAUCGCAUACUGCGCACUUUUGUGCGCAACAAUUUCCACUAUCAUCUGAACGAAAUAUUCGCAGUACUUAAGAAUGAGUACACGGACUGGGAGAAGGCCAUCAGAAAUCCGCUAAGCUCGCGCGAUGCAACGCUGCAAUUCCUGAGCGAUGGGCACACGGCUUCGCCGUUAAUCAAAUUGGGUUAUAUGCACAGUUUACGCGGCGGUCGAACAUAUUUCAUGCACUUUAAGCAUCGCACUGCCGAGGAGGAAUAUCCACAGCGCACGGGUUCGGUGCGUGGUGAGGAUGUGCCCUUCUGGCUGGGAUUACCGCUCUCGCCGCUCUUUCCGCACAACUAUACGACGCAGGAGCGGCAAAUCGGACGUCUCAUGCUGCGCUAUCUGUCCAACUUUGCCAAGACGGGCAAUCCGAAUCAAUCCACGGCAAUGGCAGCGUUGCCCACCGGGGAAUCACAGCAUGUGCAGCGCAAGCGUUCACUCUCUGGCGAGGCCUUGAACCUGGCCGUCAUCUACAAUCAGCGUCGCAGCAAUGCGAUGCACGAGAAGCGUUCGUAUUUCCGGCGACGAUUGCGCAGCAACGAUGGCAACAACAACGAGCCGGGCAACAGCGAGCAGGAUUUGAGCAACUAUGAUGGCGACGAGCUGCCCUUCUGGGAUGCCUACGAUGUGGUCAAUCAGCUGUACAUUGAGUUGGGUAAUAAGGCCAACAUUCAGAGCCAUUAUCGUGGCCAUAAACUGUCCAUGUGGUUGAAUCUUAUACCGCAGUUGCAUCGACAUUUCAACAUCAAUGAUCAGUCCAUGCGACAUCAUCAGUUUCAGGAUGAUCUCAACAAUCGCGAUCUCUAUGAAGGCGUUGUGCGUCCGCAGCUGCAAACGAAGCCCGCUGAUGAUGAUAAUAUACUGAUCAUACAGACCACAAGAACCACAACUCCAGCGCCCACCACAAAGCAGGAGCAGCUCAAUGCCACCGCAGCUGCAGGCGCCACCACAACAGAAUGCGGCAUCGAUGGCGCCAUGUCCGUCUCUGAGCUGACCACCACACAAGCACCCAAGGACAAUCGCAGUCACACACAUCAGGAGACGCACAAAGAUCUGGCCACGGCAUCCACCGGCAUCAUUGGCAAUCUGGAGCUACUGCGUCGCCUCAGCGGCAAACAGUUCCAGAGCUACACCACCGCUCUGAUAGCCACCGUGGCCGUGGGUUGCUUUCUGCUCAUACUCAAUGUGCUCAUCUUUGCGGGCAUCUAUCAUCAGCGCGAGAAGCGAGCUCGCGAUGCCAAGACCAAAGAGGAGCUGCAGGAGGGCGAGACCAGCAAGAAUUCCAGCAUACUGAAGCUGAAUCAAGCUGGACCCAGCGGUGAUGUCAGUGAUGCGUAUACGUUGAGUGGCGCCGUCGUGGACAGUAAGGGCGGCAUGGGCAUGGUCUUCGGUGAGUACAGCUGCUACGAUGAGAAGACCAAGCAGCUGAAGGAGGAACAGCUGCUGGUUGAAUUGCCGCCACCUCCGCCGCAAACCACGCUCAUGAUUGACAGCUGGGAGCCGUGUUCCACCAGCACCCUGGAUCUGCUCAAGACACGGCCGCCGCCGUCAGCAGCUGGAGUGCAAUCCAUUGAGAUGGUCAGCUACAAUGCCACGUUGCCAACGUUGUUAGAGAACACUGCUGGACACUCGGCGCCGGGCAGCAAACGUGGUUCGUUUGUCGUGGACAACAGUUGUGCCCAGCUGCAGUUCGAUUAUGCGGUGCAAUCAUCGGAUCAGAUGUCCUUCAAGGCCAUCGAGGAGGCUGUGAAGGCAGCGGCCAGCGGUGACUCUGAAAUCAUGCGUGACGAUGACAUUCCCGAGCCUCCGCCGCCGCCACGCUCUUUUCUAGCUGCUCAGCAGCAACAACAGCAGCAACAGCAACAACAACAGCAGAUGGGCAUCUUGCGGCAGGCGGGGCAAACGAGUUCCAGUGGCGCCUCGGGCAGCGGCAAGAAACGUGUACAUAUUCAGGAGAUCUCUGUCUAAGCCUCCAAGUACUCCAAGUGCUCCUUUUGACAUUGACCUUCCACUCGUUCAAAAACUCCACACUGUCAACCUAUGCUUUCCUUAUUUCCAUUCCUAGAGACUGCCUUGCAUCUUUAUCUGUUAGCCAUUUACUUCGUGAGAAUGGGCCUUGGUUUGAGAGUUUAAACUUUAAAAGAGAUGUUGUUGUAUACUAUAUUAUAUCUUCGUCUGUUUGUACAUUAUGUAAAUGUUCCUUGUAGUCGUGGGUCGCGUGCAUAAAACUAAUCAGACUAUGUAGGCCUCAUAUUAACUAUUAUAGUACAUACAUAUAAUUAUUAUUAUUAUUAUGAUUGUCUUAGAUUGUAAUUGUUUUUAGGUCGAAUAUGUGUGUGUGUAUAGUUUAUGUUCAUUUUGACACAAUCUAGUUAAGGAUUCUGAACGUAUUUUAUUAUGAUUAUUACAUGUUUUUGCUUGUUAUGUAUUUGAUAAUAAUAAAAGUAAUAAUAAUAAUAAUAAUAAUAAUAAUAAUAAUAAUAAUAAUAAUAAUAAUAAUUAGCGAAUGUGGGAGGACAAGUACUUAUGUAUGUAUGUAACUGGCUUUUAAAUAUUUAUAACAACUACAAGUACAUACAACCAAUAUAUAAUACACACAUAAUGUACGAGUAAAUGUAUUGUAAAAUAUUGAAUCUAUUUGUAUGAAAUACACAUGUAAUGACAAAAACGAAAAUCGAAAUAAAUGUAUGUAUUAUUAUCGGCAUUUUGAUGGUGAUAUUGCAAAAA